AUGUUUGAGAGACACGCCGCAGACCACUACCGCCUGCGCCUGCACCGCGCUCGCUCCACCGUGCUCACGCCGGACGAAAUGGUCGAAGUACGCGCCGCCCAACGCACGUUCGAAGGAGCCUACAUCCGCACCGCGCUGUCGGCAUUCUCAUUCGCGCUCAUCGUGCUCAAAGUGUUUACGGCUGAGUUCUACGGCAUCGGUGCGCUGUUCGCCGUGUACGGCACCGGGGUGUUGCUGAUAAGCAACUUCCGUCGCCAGCAGGGCAAUCGACAGUUCUUCUCGGAGAUAGGGGAAGACGGGCUGCAUCGUCGCAAGUUCCGUACCAGCGGGAAUGCAGUUGUGUUUCUGACGGCGUUGAGUGUUGCGGCUUAUGCGAGUCUGAUUGGGCUUACGCUGAAGCUUGUCUCGUUUACCACUCGGGCUGUGCAGCUAGCUGAUCACCGAAGCAGAUUUGCCUGGAUGUUCAACUGCUCUCCUCUCCGCCAAGAUGGGCGGAACAAGCAGGCAGAGCACGGCCAAGCCAUUCCGUACCGCCCUGUUAUGCUCGUCCUGCUUGGCUGUUACUCAUUCGCGGCGGAAUGUUGCACAUGGCUUGGCGCGCUGAAAGAAGACUGGACUAUGGGCGUAUUUGUGAGCGCGCAAGGGAUGUGGGCAGCCAGCGAGGACUAUAUCAAAAUCGAUCUGCCUAGACUUGACCGCUCCUUGGCGUGGGAUCGGCGCCUCGUGUAUCCAUAG
Molecule: messenger RNA, 735 nt
Organism: Talaromyces atroroseus
Lineage: Eukaryota; Fungi; Ascomycota; Eurotiomycetes; Eurotiales; Trichocomaceae
Exons: 3
Coding region: 1-735 (244 amino acids)
Source: RefSeq, a predicted model, not a curated record